This is a messenger RNA of Westerdykella ornata, 1761 nucleotides long. RefSeq names its product cytochrome P450. Lineage: Eukaryota; Fungi; Ascomycota; Dothideomycetes; Pleosporales; Sporormiaceae. Gene Ontology annotation, molecular function: heme binding; iron ion binding; oxidoreductase activity, acting on paired donors, with incorporation or reduction of molecular oxygen. The record is from RefSeq and is a predicted model, not a curated record. The transcript has 4 exons. The coding region runs from base 198 to 1724 and encodes 508 amino acids.
UCUUAAAUUAGUGUAUAUAAGUAGGUGCGCGAUCUCCGCGUCGCUUUGUUUAAGGAGGGUGGACCGCGCGACCGUCUUUCAUCUUGACUUAGUAUUGUUGUACGCCCAGCGGUACUUCAACAGUGCUAGCUGAAGCUUCAGCGGCCAUUGUCAUCCUUCAUUCACCUACAUUUCCAUGCUCCCCUCGAUUGAUUGUCAUGGAGAGGCCUAGCCUGUUCCCCAGCAUUCGCAAUGCCUCCGUCCUUCAUAUCCUCACUGCUAUUGUCGCGUUUGUGUUCCUCAGAUGGAUCGUGAGGGGUAUAUAUCGAGUGUACUUCCAUCCGCUCAGCAAAUUUCCCGGUCCCAAGUUCUCCGCCUUCACCCGCAUCCCACACCUGAAAUCAAUCUGGACUGGGAAAACGCACCUAUAUGUCAGAGAGCUGCACGAACAGUACGGAGACGUCGUCCGCAUCUCACCCGACGAGCUCAGUUACGCUCACCCAAAUGCCUGGCGGGACAUCUUUGGCAAAGGCGUCAAAGGUACGCCCGGCUCAGUCCCUCCCAAACAUUUCGUCCGCUAUUCGAAACCCGCGAACGGUGUCGAAGACUUGAUUGUCUCCGAUGACACCGAUCAUGCGCGUAUGCGUCGCAUCUUUAGUACGGCCUUCUCGGACAAGGCGCUCAAGCAGCAGGAACCGCUUUUCAUGCAGUAUGCGGACAAGCUCAUAAAGUCGUUGAGAGACCAUGUGAAGGAAGACGCAGACGCAAAGCUCGACCUGUCGCGCUUCUUCAACCUAACAACCUUCGAUGUCAUGGGCGACUUGAGUUUUGGCGAGUCCCUCCAUAUGCUGGAUAGUGGAGAGUAUGAUCCUUGGGUCAGUGUCAUCUUCGAGUCUGUCCGGAAAGGGAUAAAGCUCGGCUUGCUGUUUUGGUAUCCUGUUGCUGCUACCAUUUUCCAGGCCAUGGCACCGAGGUCGAUUAGUAGGGCGCGUGACAUACAUUUCCAGUAUGCAGUCGAUCGUGUGACAAAGAGACUCGAGAAGGGGAGGGCGUCAGAAGGAGUCGAUCUAUGGACUUUGGUUCUGGGCCGGAAAGAAGGCGAAGGGUUGUCUCGUGGGGAGAUGGACUGCAAUGCCUCGCUUUUCAUGGUCGCGGGAACGGAGACGACGGCUACGUUGCUCUCAGGACUGACGUAUCUCCUAUUAAAGAAUCCGGUGACAUACAAAAAACUCGUCCAGGAGAUCCGUGCAGCAUUCGCAAGUCCGGCCGAUAUCAACAUGGAAGGUGCUGCCGCUCUUCCGUACUUGAACGCAUGCGUGAAAGAAGCGCUGCGUCGUUAUCCCCCUGUUGCGGCUGGUCUCCCUCACCUCACACCUUCGGAUGGGUCAACGAUAUGUGGUCAAUUCGUACCUCCUCGCACCACGGUCGCGAUUCCUCAUUUUGGAGCGUACAACACGAGCAUAAAUUUUCGAGACCCCCUUGCCUUCGUCCCCGAACGGUGGUUGGGCGAUGAGCGCUAUGCUAACGACCGGAAGGCGGUGUUUCAACCCUUCCAGUACGGGACACGGGACUGCUUGGGAAGAAAUAUGGCUUAUCAUGAAAUGCGACUCAUUAUCUCAAAAGUUCUGUACAACUUUGAUUUGGAGCUUUGCCCAGAGAGCGACAACUGGAUGAACCAGGAUACCUAUAUUAUUUGGGAGAAACCUCCGCUGAUGGUUAAAUUGAAAGAUAGGGGCGUUUCCUGAGUGGAGCAUUAAAGUCUUGAAUCAGGUUGGUAUGUAU